CUCUGGCAACGUCCUACGGGCGCUGUUGGAACUCCGGUAAGUAGGGGCGAUGUUGUGGUUAUCCAUGCCGCCGACACAUUCUCCGAUCAUUCUCUUGUACGGAAGGCCACCUGUUGCGAGAGCUCCCCACGCAUGGAGUUAAGCUCGGACCGUGCGGUGGCAAGGCUGGAGAUGUCGCAGGUCCAGAGCGAAGACGGGGAGCCUUUUAAUGAGAGCAGCGACGGGGACUACGAGAGCUUGCCGCCUCAUGUCUCCGUGACGACCCACAUGACAGCCGGAGCCGUGGCAGGCAUACUGGAGCACACGGUGAUGUACCCCGUGGACUCUGUCAAGACACGGAUGCAGAGUCUGCAGCCGGACCCCAAUGCACAAUACAAGGGCGUGUAUGAAGCCCUGAAACGGAUCAUCAAGACGGAGGGGGUCUUCAGACCGCUGAGGGGCCUCAACAUCACCAUGAUGGGAGCGGGGCCCGCCCAUGCACUCUACUUCGCCUGCUACGAGCGCGUCAAGCACUCUCUGAGUCACAUCAUUCAGAGCGGAGGCAACAGCCACAUAGCCAACGGCGUGGCAGGGAGUGUGGCCACUGUUCUGCAUGAUGCCGUCAUGAAUCCAGCUGAAGUGGUAAAGCAGAGGAUGCAGAUGUACAACUCUCCCUAUCGAGGACUUUGGGACUGUGUUCGGACAGUGACGCACACCGAAGGCAUCGGAGCUUUCUACCGCAGCUACAGCACUCAGCUGACCAUGAAUAUUCCCUUCCAGGCGGUUCACUUCAUCACCUACGAACUGAUGCAGGAGCAGCUGAACCCUCACAGGCAUUACAACCCGAGCAGCCACAUAGUGUCGGGAGCGGCGGCGGGGGCGGUUUCGGCCGCGGUGACCACUCCGCUGGACGUUUGUAAAACGCUGCUCAACACGCAGGAGAAUGUCGCGCUGAGCUCUGUGAACAUCAGCGGCCACCUGUCGGGAAUGGCCAAUGCUUUCAGGACGGUGUACAGACUGGGAGGUCUGGCAGCAUUCUUCAAAGGCGUCCAAGCUCGGGUUAUAUACCAGAUGCCCUCUACUGCCAUCGCCUGGUCGGUGUACGAGUUCUUCAAGUACUUCCUGACGAAGCAGAAGCUAGAACAAGAGGCGGCAUCCGGGCAGCUGUGAUGUUCGCCUUUCCUUGACUCAUGAAACACUCCAAGCCCAAAGGAUGUGAGAGUCGGUGAGGAGGAAAACGGCACCAAGACACCAGGUGGCAGUGUGGCGUUUUAAUUCCACUCGUCAUUGUCAUCUCAUUAUCUGGGUUUGUGGGGUUUUUUAUUACUUUUUUUAGCUACAGCGAUGGCUGCACAACCACUCUAUGCAAAAAACAGGAUUUAUCUCAAAUAGACAAGGUGUCCUAUUUAACUGCACUGUUUCGCUCCACUACCAAGUCAGUCACAGCUCAGUUCCCUGUUGUCUCCAUGUGGUGAGCACAUGAUGAAGUUGUCUGAAACUAUGUUUAUUUGUCUGAAAUAUUGGAACUUUUUAUUUAUUUGGUUAGCUUCCUCUAGCUUGGAGUUUAUAGCUGCGGAGGAAAGCACAGCGCUGUUUGUUUUAUGUGUUUAUGAAAACUUUUUUUUCGCCAUUCUUUAAUUCCAGCACUCUGCGGGAGAGACAGCGAUGUCAUAUAAGUGCCUAACUAAAAUCAAGCACUGCUCCACCCAUUUUUGUUGUACUUUUAUAUAGGAAUACUUGAUUGGUUCUAGGCCCAAGAUGUAUUUAAACACGCACACUUCUUCCUCUGUUUCAAGGUAUGUGGGCCAUAGUAAACCAAUUACAGGUGAAUCUCAGUGAAUCCGAAUAUAGUAACAGAAAUGUAUUCUAUUUCAGGAAUGCAAUUCAAAAUUUAAAUCUCAUGUUUUAUAGAUUAUUUACAAGCAACGUGAUAUAUCAGACUGAUUUAAUUGCUCAUUUUGAUGCUUGAUGGCAUGCAGCUAAUGGAAAACCCAAAACAAAAUUUUGCAGGAAAUUCAAAUUUUACAUCAGACCAAUAAAAAGCAUUAUUAAUACAGCAAUGUCAGUCUAAGAGAAGUAUAUCCAUGUACUGUUCAGUGCAUGCAGACAGCGCUCGGUAGGAGCUUCUUACUGCAUCGGUGCAGCGUUGCAUGAAGGUGGUCUGCUGAAGUGUUCAAGUAGCCCUGGUUACAUAACUACCUUCAGCUCAUCUGCAUCGUUAGGUCUGUGAGGCAGAUGCCAACACCUGCUGGAUUAAGUAAUCUGGGUUUAUUGGCUCCAGGUCUACAACUAGUCAAUCGCCUCUAAAAUGUAUGAAUGGAUUUUGGUUCACAAUCCUCUUAUGACUGCACUAUCCCUGCUGCUUGGGCACGCCCACAUUUUUUCCUUCCACUUAUCUUUACGUUAAUAUGCUAGGAUAAAGCACUCUGUGAAUAGCCAAUGUCUUGGUCAAUUUUUUUAAUGGACUCCCCUCCUUGUAUCAGUUUCAGGACAACUGUGAACUCGGCAGUCUUUCUCCAUGGUUUUGUGGGCCAUGGCUUUGUCACACUAUAACAGUUUUGCAUUAAAGUCAUUUUAUUUUGUACUGUUAUGGAAUAGUCUAAUUUUCUGUUUUGCUGAAUGUUAGGUUUUCCUUAGCUGUAAGCCUAAAUCACUUAAAUUAAUCGAAUUAGGUUUUUAAAAUUGCUUUGUGUAAAAUGAAAAAAAAAAAUUCAUUUUUGAUGAUCAAAUUAGCUGAGAUCUACCUGUGUUUGCCCGGUAAAAGCUUAAUGACGCAAUGCUCCUGAGUCACGCACAACAGAGUCUUAGCCGUUGCAGAACAUUGGCAGCUUGUUUGUAUGAAUUCAGAGGAUAUAUUUAUGUACUGAAAUGGUCUAUUCCUGAGAAAUCUCUUUGGAUCAGAACUGACUGUUGCCUUGGAAGACGGCAGCAGUGAUUAGCUUUUGUGAGACUUGUUUUGUCAUAGCAACCUUAAAGGCCUUAGAUUGUCUGAAUCAUCCAAAAUAUUUCUUAUUUUCUCCUUAUGCAGAUUAUGUGAUUAAAAUGUAAGCUUGUAAAUGAAGUUUUUAAACUAAGCAAUAGUGCUGCACUGGCUGUCCUUGUGGGGUCAGUAAAAAAAACAUCAACCCCCCCCCCCCCCAGAUCCAAUGAAAUCGUUUUAUUUUCUUCCAUCCUGUUGAAGUUACUCAUUUCCUGUGCGCUCUAUGCAUUUUUUUUUUUUUAGCCUAUUUUCUAUGUUUUGUUUCAGCUUUCAGGAUAUUUAGCCAGAUUGAUGCAAUUCACAGAGCACUCUGAUUUAUUUGUUUAUGAUUACUGAGAGGGUUUUUUUUUUUCUUUCUGAAGACGUUUGUCAGAUUCCAGUCCAGUAUUCUCUCAAACUCCAUGAAUUGCUCUGGCUUGUGUGUUCGGGCAAACAUAACCAAAGAUGUGUGUUGCUUUCUUUUUGCUUUCUGCUUUUAAUCUGCUGUGAACACUCAUUCCAUCUCUGCUGUUUAACCUCGAUAUAGUGUUAAGUUAGUAAGAAAAACUUGAAUUUUUUUUUACAGCUUCGGUUUUAUAGAUUGAGAUUUUCUACAAGUUUCACUUUUCUCAGUGUUUUUUUAUGUUUUUAGUUUGCCUCAGACGAUCAGAUUUCAAACCAAGUUUUUAGCUCCUUGUCUUAACCUGGUUGAGCUGGUUUAGCGUAUGUAACCUUCUCAUGUUGCUUUCAGUGCAAUAUGACUUCACAGAAAUCCAAUAGAUUUUGUUACCUACAGCAUAAAUGCAUCUUUAUAUUUAUGAUUAUAUUUGUUUUUGCUGUUUUAUUGAAGUAGAAUCAGACCAUAUCUCAGAUCACUGACAAAACAGUUCUCUUAUAUCUAAAUACAUUUGCAUUUGAAAUGCAUGCACUCAUCAUUCAGAGUGACGAGAAAUGUUUUGAGACUUUGAUCACUGCUAAAUUAAGAGGAAACAUUUGUAUUCUAUAGACUUUUGCCUGACUUUUGCCGAGUUCCAUCUCCGGAUCUGGAAGGCUUGGAAUUUUGACAAUGCAAACAAAAGAUGAUUGUGAAAAUGCUGCUACAGUUUGUAACACUGGAGCUGAAAUAAACAAGAGAUGAGGAA
Xiphophorus hellerii (green swordtail) is the source of this 4080-nucleotide messenger RNA. RefSeq names its product solute carrier family 25 member 37 (gene slc25a37). Gene Ontology annotation, molecular function: ferrous iron transmembrane transporter activity. The record is from RefSeq and is a predicted model, not a curated record. Gene Ontology annotation, biological process: iron import into the mitochondrion. The transcript is spliced from 4 exons. Gene Ontology annotation, cellular component: mitochondrial membrane. Lineage: Eukaryota; Metazoa; Chordata; Actinopteri; Cyprinodontiformes; Poeciliidae. Bases 133 to 1149 code for a protein of 338 amino acids.